Lichtheimia ornata is the source of this 636-nucleotide messenger RNA. RefSeq lists its product as uncharacterized. The transcript has a single exon. Lineage: Eukaryota; Fungi; Mucoromycota; Mucoromycetes; Mucorales; Lichtheimiaceae. The coding region runs from base 1 to 636 and encodes 211 amino acids. The record is from RefSeq and is a predicted model, not a curated record.
AUGGUCUCUGUCAAGUUCAUCACUGUUGCCUUGUUUGCUGUCGCUGGUAUUUGCUCAGCUGCUCCUGCUGGUGGAAACGCUGCUGCUACUCCUAGCGGUGAUGUGAAGAAUCAAGGUGUCUCUCAAUCAGCUGCUGGUCAAGCUGCUACACCUACACCUCAACAACUUCAACAACCCCAACGCCGUGAUCCACAAGACCCACUUGAUCAAUCUGGUGCUCCCUCUGCUGCUGCUUCAGCACCUUCUGGUGCACCUUCUGGUGCUCCUAGUGAUGGCCAAAAGAAGGGAAAGCAUCACAAGUGCAACAAGAAGAAGGGCAAUAAACAUGGUUCAUCAGCUUCUGAAUCUUCAAGUGCAGCCCCUGGUGCUGCUCCAACAGGUGGUGCUGCUUCUGGUGCUGGUUCCACUGAUGGCACUUCUUCAGGUGCUGCUUCUCCCGAUGGUGCCUCUGGUGCUGGUUCCACUGGUGGUGAUGCCUCUGGUGCUGGUUCUACCGGUGGUGCUACUGGUGCUGGUUCCACUGAUGGUGCUUCAGGUGCUGGUUCCAUUGGUGGUGCCUCUGGUGCUGGUUCCACUGAUGGUGCCUCUGGUGCCGGUGCCGGUGCCGGUGCUGGUGCUGGUGCUCCUCCCGCUUAA